This is a messenger RNA of Closterium sp. NIES-67, 2727 nucleotides long. The record is from the annotation of a GenBank genome assembly. Lineage: Eukaryota; Viridiplantae; Streptophyta; Zygnematophyceae; Desmidiales; Closteriaceae.
CAGGUCGCAUGUCUUGAUUUCCGCGACAAGAUACCUAUCCAGUUUUUCGCGGGCGAUUUCUGAGCGAGUUAGAGCUUUCAGGCGGUACUUGUUUUCGGGCCUCACGUGCCUUUUCCCUGGACAGUCCUGCUCAAUUUAGGUUUCGAACAGCGUAGCUGGCUAGCCGUGCUUGAUUCCCGCCAUGGACAUUUUAUCUCGACAGUACGGCAGCGACGAGGAUGGAGGGGAGGAUUCUCCGCGAGAGAAAUCCGCGUUAACAGCUUCUCCGCCUCGGGAAAAGCAUGCCUUUGGUACCCGUGCUGAUGCAACCCUAGCCGGCUCUGCUGGGGCUACUUCUGGUAACCCGGCUUCAAGGAAUCCUCAGGAAGAUGACGAUAACGAUAGCGAUGACGACAAUAUGGCCUACAGGAUCCUCGCUCCCCCAAGCUCCGCCGCUCCUCCAGUCAGCGACGCUUUACUCGCUACAAUCCCACGCGAUAUAAUGACAGCGCCGAUCGACCCGUCUAAGCGGAAUCUUCAGUUCAAUCCGACCUACGAUCAGCUGUGGACUCCUGUAGUGGGUCCCGCGCAUCCUCAUAACGCGGAUGGCCGCGCGUUAGGGUUACGAAACCACCGGCUGGGAUCCGUCCAAGACGCAGCGGUGGACUCUUUUGUCUUCGACGAACAGUACCACACGUUCCAGGCGUACGGCUACAGUGUUGACCCUGCAAGUGUAAACGGGGGCGAGGUCGUGGGUGAUAAAAAAGCAGUUGACAAUAAGGGGGGUGCUACAGUGUUUAAUGUGUCGAAACAGGAGCGGGAAAAGCGGGCUCUGGAGGUGAAAGAGGAGGAGAGGAGGAAGAAGGAGGUCGAGAAGGAGAGGAAGGAGGAGGAGAGGAAGCGAAAGGAAGAGAAGAAGAGGAGGAAGGAGGAGGAGAAAGCGAAGAAGGCUGGGAAGAAGAAGAAGCGGAAGGGGGGAGGUGGUGGGGAGGCGCAGGAGGGAGAGGAAGGGGGAGGUGGAGAGGGGGAGAUGAAUAAACGAGGACGGAAAGGGAAGGCAGUGGAGCAAGAGGAGGAGGAGUGUGAGGGAGGUGCAAAGAAGAGCAGUGAGGAGGAGAGAGAAGGGGCGGAAGAGGAAGCGGAAGAGGAGGAGAGCGAGGAAGAGGAGGAGGAGGAGGAAGAGGAGGAGGAGAGUGAGGAGAGUGAAGAGGAGGAAGAAGAAGAAGAAGAAGAGGAGGCAGUGGAGGAGGAAAUAGCCAACCCUGCGUCGGACUCAUGGCUUCGAAAAAGCUCCAAAUCACCCUGGGCAGGCAAAAAAGAGGAACCCAAGGCCGAGCUGACCGAGGAACAAAAGAAAUACGCGGAGGAGCAUGCCCUAAAAAAAGCCAAGAAGGAGAGGGGGGAUAAGGAGGAGGUGGAGGAGAAGAGUACGUUCCAUGGGAAGCAAGAGAAGGACUAUCAGGGCCGGUCUUGGAUUGCGCCUCCUAAGGACGUCCUUAAUCCCGUGCCGCCGACCCAUUGCUACAUCCCCAAGCGGUGGAUUCACACGUGGAGUGGGCACACUAAGGGCGUCAGCGCCAUCCGGUUCUUCCCCAAGUACGGCCAUCUGCUGCUAUCCGCCUCGAUGGACACCAAGAUUAAGAUCUGGGACGUGCCAAAUACACAGAAGUGCAUGCGCACGUACAUGGGCCACUCCAAGGCUGUACGCGAUAUAUGUUUCGCGAACGACGGGCUAAAGUUCGUGUCGUGCGCCUACGACCGAAACAUCAAGCUCUGGGACACCGAAACCGGGCAGGUCACGGGGACGUUUUCCACGGGUAAAAUACCCUACGUCGUGAAGUUACACCCGGAUGACGACAAGCAGAACAUUCUGCUGGCGGGGAUGAGCGACAAGAAAAUCAUGCAGUGGGACACGCGGUCAGGGGAAAUUACCCAGGAAUAUGACCAGCAUUUGGGGGCGGUCAACACGAUCACCUUUUUGGAUGACAACCGGCGGUUCGUGACGAGCAGUGAUGACAAGUCGCUUCGCGUGUGGGAGUUUGGCAUUCCAGUGGUCGUCAAAUACAUCAGCGAGCCGCACAUGCACUCCAUGCCAGCCAUUGCCGUCCACCCCAACAAGGCGUGGGUGGCAGCCCAGUCCCUGGACAACCAGAUCAUCGUGUAUGGCGCCAAGGACCGGUUCAGGCUGAACAGGAAGAAGCGAUUCGCAGGGCACAUCAUUGCGGGCUACGCCUGCCAGGUCAACUUCUCCCCGGACGGGCGGUUCAUAAUGUCGGGGGAUGGCGAGGGCAAGCUGUGGUUCUGGGACUGGAAGACCUGCAAGGUGUUCCGCACCGUCAAGUGCCACGACUCUGUGUGCAUUGGCUGCGAGUGGCACCCGCUCGAGACAAGCAAGGUGGCCACAUGCGGCUGGGACGGCCUUAUCAAGUACUGGGACUGAAGGGGAUGGUUGGUUGGCUACCCAUUCUUGGAGCAGCAGGGUUGGGAUCUUCUGGAGGCCAACUUCUUUAGGGCGUGUUCCUACAGCCCCGCAAUAGGCCCACCUCAUGUCAAACUCUCAGCGGUUUCAGUUUUGCAAGCACCGGAUUUUGAGUGUGUUUUGGCAUGCUUAUGGUGUUGUGGUGGUGACAUCGAUGGACUAGAAUUACCUGCAAGCAGCAAACCUUCUAACGUACGCCACUUCAUUUACCCACAUGCCAAACUACUUCCAUUGCACUGGUUAAGCUCCGCGUCCUUCCAAGUCCCCUC